CCACGGGCACUACCCACGACCUCCGACUCCUGCUCGGCAGACUACCAUUACUUCUCGCAGAUUGUGAGACUGAGCAUAGGUGUAUCAGAAAUCAUGCAUUGUACAGCACGGAUGGGUCUGUAGCCGUCUGGCUGCAAGUAGCCAUCUACCCCGGGGCACGGCAUCAUGCGGCCUUGAAGCCUUCCGCCGAUACGCGAUGACGCCUAAAUCCAGGACCAAAACACAUGUACCAGAUUACAAAGUUGUCGCCGGACAGGCGACACCAGCAUUCAAUUAUGGUGAGGUACAAGCUGAGGAGGUCCUGGCCUUGCAAUCGAUAUACAUGGAUGACUUUGAGGACGUCAAGUCCAAAUCAGCUUGGAGUAAGACCGAUCGAAGCUUUAACCUGAGACUGCGAGCUUUCUCAGCUCCGGACGCUUCUGUGGUACUCUCUGUAAGACUGACUGCGACGUACCCGAAGUCUGCGCCCCUGCUUGAUGUGUCGUCACUAGACGGUUUCCAUGAGCGAACGCAGAAGCGUGUGCGUAACAUUCUUGCGAGUCGACCGAAAGCCUUACUCGGUGAAGUUAUGAUACACGAAAUUGCCUCCGAGAUACAGGAUGCCCUUGAGGAUGCUGUGAGUGCUCGGCAACAAGGCACUCUUCCAAGCCUGGAGGAGGAACGAGUGACCGCCGACGAUCUCGCCACCGAGCACGCAAAAGAAGCCGAAGAGGCUGAACGCCGGCUUCAUCGCGAGAGCCAGGAAGAAGAGGAUCGAGUGCUACGUCAAAUGGCCGACGAUCUUGUGCAGCGCCGAGAUAAGCGUAAGCCUGCGAAGGAGGUUCGUGACAUCGAUGCCACGGUCAUGGAAGACAUCCUGGACUUCGAACAGGUCGCGGAAGUAAUCGUUUCAUCCGAGGUGGCCCAGUUCAGCAAGGUUGCUCUGUGCGGCUCUACGACUGUAGGUGCAGAAGAACUCGCGCGGCCAGUCGUCUCCCACAAGAACGUUCCACUUGUGGCGGUGGUGAAGACGACCAUAACCGGGUCUAGAGAAAUGACCAUGCAGACUGAGUCAACGCUGGAGCUGGUCCGUAAGCUUCGGCAUCCAGGCAUACUGGGCUUGUUGGCAUUCCGUGUCGACAAGCUGCACGGAGACACUUCGAGGGUAACUCUAUGUACUGAGCAUGCAGAUCGCGGUACGUUGCACGAUCUCCUGGGAACGGCCAUACUGAAGCCGGACAAGGCACGGCAUUACAUCGUAGACGUGCUCGAAGCGCUAGACUACAUGCAUCAUCGUGGUCUGGCACAUGGAAAUCUCAAUUGCCGCAGUGUCUACAUGCAUGGCAUUUCUCUCGCUCCCAAGCUAGGUAACCUCGGACACUGGAUGCUGGAUACGGAACACGACGCUUUGCCAACGAAGUGGAAGCCAGAUAGCAAAACCCCCGACAUGCACAACCUCCAAAAAGCCGACAUCUGGCACCUCGGCGUGAUGACUCUUCAGAUGUUUCUUGGCAUCGACAUCAUCAGCAGGUACCUGUCGCCCGCUUCCUUGCUCAACCGUCUCGAUCUAUCUGACGCCUUCGUCGACUUUCUCCAUAAGACCUUUAGUGAGAGCGAUAAGAGGCCGUCUGCUUUCGAUCUUCUGCCGAGCGAGUUCCUCCGAACGGACUCGCCCAUAUACGCUGCCGAGUCUGCACUCCCCACCUCGCAGCGCUACGCCGACAUUGCAAGUCCAGCGAAGCACAGAUCUCGCCAUAAUUCUUCCCACACCUAUGACGCUCCUAACAGAGAGCCAUCAUCACGAUAUACGAACGACUUCACAGAGCUUGGCAGAUUGGGUAAGGGUGGCUUUGGCGAGGUUGUUAAGGCUCGCAACAAGCUCGAUGGCGGUGUGUAUGCGAUUAAGAAAAUCCGGCAAGCACCCGACCUGCUAGACAAAGUCUUAUCCGAAGUCAUCCUCCUCAACCGCCUUAACCAUCCUUAUGUCGUACGUUAUUAUUCGACAUGGCUCGAAAGUGACAUAUCAGAUCAAGCUCAUGAAGACGACUCGUCCGCAAUCGUCACAGAUGAGCGCACCCGGACGGAUUCAGGUCAGUCGGAGCAUGUAGGGUUUGGAUACCAGAGUACAGGCGGUCUGGACUUCAUCUCGAGUGGCUACCCCAAUGUUGAAUUUGGCGGUGACGACUCGUCCGAGCACUCUAAUGACCCUGAGGACCCAGCAGAAAGUGACCCGGAACAGUAUGCGCUAGCUCUUCGGAAACGACGAUCAGACAUCCAGCGCCCUCCGUCUGUGCUGUAUAUACAGAUGGAAUACUGUGAGCGUCGAACUCUACGGGACUUGGUUCUAAAAGGCAUGAGUACCGACGAUAGCUGGAAAUACAUGCGUCGAAUCACGGAAGGCUUGGCUCACAUUCACGGUCAUGGAAUCAUUCACCGCGAUUUGAAACCAGACAACGUCUUCAUCGACGUGGCAGGCAAUCCUAAAAUUGGUGAUUUUGGCUUAGCAACGACCGGUCAACACAACAUCUUGGAACGAGCAGUACAUCCAAACGGUCAAAGCGGGUACAUGUAUGAUGGCGGCGGUAUGACGCGCAGUGUUGGCACAACGCUUUACGUUGCGCCUGAACUGAGAUCUCGAUCACAAGAUACGUACAGCGAAAAAGUGGACAUGUAUUCGCUCGGCAUCAUGUUCUACGAAAUGUGCGAAGUAUUCGGCACCGCCAUGGAGCGGAUCCGGUCGUUGCAGCACAUUCGAGACCGACCAGGCGACCUUCCACCAGUCCUCUGCGCGAAUGGUGCAAAGUCUGCACAGGGCAAGCUGAUCGCUCGCUUGAUCUCUCACAAGCCUGCGGAACGCCCGACAAGCACAGAAUUACUGAGGAGUGACGUUCUGCCCGUUCGAAUUGAGGAUGAGACAUUACGCCAGGCAAUUAGUGGGCUCUCUGAUUGGCGAUCUCCAUACCAUCAGCAGAUACUGUCUGCACUGUUCGCCUCUGACGUGCAGCGUCCAAGCAAGGUACAGGCUAUGGCUUGGGAUGCGAAAGCCAGCUCUAUGGCUCCCAGCGAUGAUGCUCAUCGCCUACGAUGCCGUUCAGAAGCCAUCAGCACAUUGGAGAUGGUGUUCCGACGUCACGGCGCCGAGCCGAGCCACCGCGAGAGCAUUUUCCCCAAGUCCACUUACUAUGCCAACGCGAAUGUGAUCUCGCUCCUCGAUGCUGCGGGAAACUUGUUGCAAUUGCCAUAUGAUCUCACCCUCCCGCAUGCCAGAUACCUGGCAAGACAGUUGCCCAUAAUCAAGAAGACCUACAGCAUAGGCACAGUAUACCGAGAUGCCUUUACAGGCGGCCCACCAAGAGCGAAUGACGAAGUAGACUAUGACAUUGCAUUGGCCGGCGAAGACCGCUCAAUUGAUGAUGCGGAAGUCUUGAAGGUGGCAGAUGAAUUUAUGUCAGAGUUGCUGCCCGACGCAUCGAGCCGCAUCCAUAUCAAUCACUACGAUAUCCUGGACUCUGCAUUAGAGCUAUGCAGAGUGCCUACAGCGCAGCACUCCACUGCUAAAGAGAUACUCAGCAAGCUCGGUUUUCAUCAAUGGACAUGGUCGAAGGUGCGGGCAGAGCUACGCAAGUUCGGACUGUCGGAUACCUCACUGGACGAUCUACAGCAGCUCGACUUUCGCGAGAAUCCCGAGAAAGCCUUCAUACGUCUACGUGCCAUCUCGACGAAAGGCAGCAAGCAAGUCCAAGCGAGAAUUGAAAGCGCCAUUGCAUCGCUUGAGGCUACGAUGUCCUAUGCCUCUCAACUGUCUCUGAAGCAUCGAAUAUACGUCGUGCCACUUAGCAGUGUCAAUGCCAAGUUCUACGCCGGAGGCAUGUUGUUCCAGUGCGUUCUCGAGAGAAAAACGAACGCCGUUCUAGCGGCUGGUGGCCGUUACGACAGCCUCGUGCAGGCACAUAGGGAUCGGAGCACUGUCAGAGCUUGCGAGGGCGCUGUCGGUGUCUCGAUUGGUCUCGAUGCAAUUGUCACGCAUAUGGUCAAAUAUGGCAAAGGUCACAGCGACAGGCGAGCGUACCUUAGGAAGGAAGACCAAGCCUACAGUUCCUUCCAGAGGAGGUGCGACGUGACCGUUCAGGCCAGUACGUCAGACGGUCCUCGAAAUGUUGCAUUGCAAAUAUUGGCGCGACUCUGGGAGAGCAACAUCAGUGCCGAGCUUUCUGCGGAGCAGAAGAUACCAUCUAGUCACCUCGACUCGAGGUUGCUCGUGACGGUUCGCCACGAGGCCUCCAACACAGUGAGAGUUACCAAGACCUUCCACCCGGACUCUGACGAGGCCGAUGUGCCAAUAUCCUCCCUGGUCAGCCAUCUGCAGCAGGAGCUGCGCAAUGAAAGUGGCAAGUUCCGGCCGCCUGCACUUGGACGCCAAGUAAGCCAGCAAGACAGUGAGCGGAAGGCGAAUGUUCAAGUGCUCAUGGCACAGCAUCGAAGCAAGAAGUCUAACAAGUAUCACAUCGUGGAGGCCGCACAGCAGCGCUGGUCAGAGAAGCUUGCCGAGUGGAAGGACGCACCCAUACUCGCCAUUGAGACGAGUGACGCUGUGCUAGACGUAAUCAGAGAUACGAAGCUUGCGGACGCAGAAAGCUGGCGAAGGGCGGUUCAGGGUGUUCAGCUCAACGAGCGUCAAUAUCUGGGCCAGGUUCAAGGCAUACUCGCAACUUGGCGGAAGGUGUGGGCUGACGAUGAUGGCGCGCGAGAAGCGUGCGUCUUCAACUUCCGCACGGGAAGUUGCAUCUACUACGAUCUCGGGCUAUAGCGAGGGUGUGACAAAAUGAAGUAGGUAAGUGCAGACGCGGUCUGACAUACUGCGGCUACAUGUACUGCCCAGUCAAGGUCUCAAAGGCAGCUCCCAACUCAAGCGUGCCGGUUUUAGAGAAGCUUGAUGAUUUUCUGUAAACGUCGCCAUAUCCUCCCCCGUGAUGCUUGUGCUUCACUGCCGUGCCAAUGCCGCUGUCGACUCCCACUGCUUGACGGUUGUGAUAGCGCUGUCAGG
Messenger RNA from Baudoinia panamericana UAMH 10762, 5023 nucleotides. RefSeq lists its product as uncharacterized. Gene Ontology annotation, molecular function: ATP binding; protein binding; eukaryotic translation initiation factor 2alpha kinase activity. The transcript has 5 exons. Gene Ontology annotation, cellular component: cytosol. Gene Ontology annotation, biological process: regulation of translational initiation by eIF2 alpha phosphorylation; DNA damage checkpoint signaling. The record is from RefSeq and is a predicted model, not a curated record. The coding region runs from base 197 to 4786 and encodes 1529 amino acids. Lineage: Eukaryota; Fungi; Ascomycota; Dothideomycetes; Mycosphaerellales; Teratosphaeriaceae.